AUGCCCUUAGGAACGCGUUCGUGCAGCGGCACGUUCCCCGGCGCGCUUCCCGGCGCUCCAGGCGGCGGCGGCGAAUUUUGCGGCGCUCCAGGCGGCGGGCUUCGCGGGACAGGCAAGGGCGGGGGGGUGGAUGGCGGAGCGAAAACCCCGAAUGGCGGGGCCUCUUCCCCCCUGAUCGAACCGAGCGGGGGGGAAGUCGAAGGCGGAGCGGAAACUCCCCCUGGGGGGGAAUUAGGUAUAGUUGGCGGGGAAUUGGGCGGGGAUUUCGGAGGUUUGGGGGAUUUCGGCGGUUUGGGGGAUUUGGGGGGUUUCGGGGGAGAUUUGGGGGGCUUGGGACUCUUAGGCGGCUUAGGCGACUUAGGUAGUUUAGGAGACUUGGGAAGUUUAGGAGAUUUAGGAGGCUUGGGCGGGCUUUUAGGCGGCUUCGGACUCUUAGCAGACUUAGGACUCUGGGGCGGUUUGGGCGGGGACUUAGUUGCGGUCGUGGUGAUUGCAGAGGAAGCUGGGGAGAUUGAGUUCGAAGCGCCGCCGCUUUUUUGCAUGACGGUUUUAAGAGCGUCGAUUAUGGGGAAAUUCGCCGUGAGGGAUCGGCGAGUACUUCGCGAAGAAAAAACCUCAGCGAGAGAUCGCAGGCUUCGUCGCAUGAUGUGA
Molecule: messenger RNA, 651 nt
Organism: Closterium sp. Yama58-4
Lineage: Eukaryota; Viridiplantae; Streptophyta; Zygnematophyceae; Desmidiales; Closteriaceae
Source: the annotation of a GenBank genome assembly